CUGUUUUUGUUCUGCUCUGGGGGUUGGAGGAAGCAGAGUUUCUCACAGAGCCUCUUGGCAGUUUCUCCCUCUGUACCCCUCAUGUUUCCACCAGAAGACAGAGACCAGAGAUCGUCCCCGAGUCACCUCACGUUGGGAGAGCCAGCACCCGGAUGAGAGUUCAGUGGGCAUUACAGCCACCUCAGGGGGAACCAAACCUGUUGCUUUUCAUCCUUGAGUCAACUCAGCCUGGUCUUUCAGGGGAAGACACAAGGUAGGGAGUUUGUUGGGAGAAAGAAAGUUUUAGAAGGAAAGCUUAGAAGCUUUAGGUAAAGAUGGUUGGUUGGUUGGUUUUUUCUUGUCAUAGCCUUUGGUAAAUAAAGAUUUAAGAGGAAUAAAUUUUGUAAGUAAAAAGUGGUACAUUCGGAGUGUUUGGAAGACAUGAAGAUUAGGAGGAUUUCUGUCAUUCUUACAUCAUCUAUUUUAAAAAAUGUUUUAUGCAAAACGCAAACCAAUUUGCCUUUUCUCCUGAGAGUCAGCAGCAUAGGCAGAGCCUAGGAAAGUGGCAGACAUGCCGUCUAGCUGAUUGCGAUCGAAUGAAGGCUUGGAUGCUGAAGCCAGAGCGAGCACCUCCAAGGUUUCCAUACGAUGAUGGAUGCCUCCCCCACCCUUUCAGCGAUCACAAGGAGGACUUCGGAGCCUGGCACACUGCGGGUGACCCUCGGCAGCCUAGAAGGAAACAAAGACCAGAGCAGCAGUGUCUUCUCUGGUUUUGCCGGACUCCUGGCUGUCCUCCUGCUCGUCACAGCCUUUUGCAUCCUGUGGAACUGGAAUAAACGGAAAAAGCGGCAAGUUCCUUACCUCCAAGUUAAUGUCAUGCCUUCGCUGACUCUGCCUCGACCCAGACAACGGGCCAAAAACAUUUAUGACCUUUUGCCUCGGCAGCAAGAAGAGAUGGGGAGUCAUCAGUCAAGGAGUAGCCGUGCUUUCAGUACUGAGAGCCUCCUCUCCAGAAAUUCUGACAACCCUGAGCGUGCGCUUUCCCAAGCAGAUGACACCAGCCAGAGGCAUCGAGCCCAUAUCCACACUGUGGGGUACACAGUGGGCAUCUAUGACAAUGCUACAGUGCCCCAGAUGGGUGGGCACCUUGCUCCCUCAGCACAUUACAUCAGUGGCAGCACUUCCAGGGACAGCUCAAGCAUUUCUUCAGUGGAGUCAAAUGAUUAUGUCAAUGUCCCCACAGUGGAAGGCCUUGCCGAGACUCUAAAUUCUACCAACGGCCCACCCAAAAAUCUCUUUGUUCUUCCAAGAGCCCAGGAGCUUACUGAGGAAAGGCCUGCAGUCUGUGAGGAUGCCAGUGACUGCACUAGUUUUUGGGUCCCAGGAACACAGGGCAGUGAUCCACUCAGUGAUGAGGAGGAUUCUCCUCAGACCUCAAAUGACUACAUCAAUGUGACUGGUUUGGAACUUGGGGACAUCCAGGAGGAACAGCCCAGGGUGGCUUUUCAGGGCUGCAGAGAUUAUGAAAAUAUCCCACCAGCAAAUCCCAAUGGAAGCCAGCAGCAGGCUGAGGAAGAAGUGACAUCUUCAAACACAGAGGACAGGACAGAUGGUUCAGUGACCCAAAUCUCAUCUGUCACGAGGAAGUCCCUGUCUUCAGGAUAUUACAUGGCCUUUCAGCCAUCCAUACAGAAUGAGAACAGUCAGAUGUCACAUGAAGAAGAAAUGUCGGAUGAAGACUCUAAUGACUACGAGAAUGUGCUAGUUGCUGAGUUAGGAGAGGGGGACAGGGAGCAGGAGCCUGGAACUUGGUGCCCUCCUGAUGAACAAAUAUCAAGAUACCCUGCUGGGACGCCACAUGGGGUGCUCUAUCCUGCUGAGUUCUUAGCCAAUACAGAAUCUAAGGAAGGCCCUUGAGCAUCCCAGUAGACCAGUGGAUUCACAGGUGAGGCUAAGAAGAGGCCGAGAGGAAUAGGGAGCAAAGCGAUUGUCGAAAAGCUAAGGUUUGGGAAAUCCAGAAAGGAAUUCUUCUCAAGCGGGGUACUGUUAUCUCUCAGACCAACUGAAGAAUGUUUGCUGAAACUGCCUUCCUGAAUGAACUCUUAGGAAAGAGAAAACCAGAUAGUACUUGGUGUACAGUGAAAGUAUGACUAGUCUAAAAUAAUUACUGUCACUCAUACCAGCUGCAAAGCAAAAGUAUAAAUUAUCUUGUAACCCAGGCAAAAAGAAAGGAAGAUGCUGGGGUAGGGUAGGCAAGUUCCAUUUCAAAAAGAAUGUCCAACCAAAUAGCAGUGAAGAUGCAGAACAAUAGGAACUCUGUCACUGCUGAUGUGACUUGGUACUUUCUUACAUGUACACACUUACUUACAUGUUCCACUAUGAGGAAUUGACCCACGCAAACACCAAACUCACGCUCACACAAAAACCGCUGCGUAUACCACUUUCACCAUAAUUGCUCCAAACUAGAAAUAACCCAGGUGUGCUUCACCCGAUGAAUGGAUAAUGGAUUGCAGGUAUGUAUUCCACGAGUUUAUCCAUACUCAGCCGUAAACAGGAAUAAACUAUUGGUUCACACAACAUUGUGGACAAAUCUUAGUUGCAUUGGGUUAAGUGAAAGCUUAGACCUAAACAAUUACACACCCAAACGUGUACAAUUCCAUUCAUAGAACAUUCCGGAAAAAGCAAAAUUAUAGGAAUGGGAAAUAGGCUGCCAGGUGUAAGGAAAGGAGAAGAGUUGUCUCCAAGAGACUGCACAGCAGAAUCUUCAGGAUGGUGGAGCUGCCCUGUGGCAGUACUGUGGUGGUGGAUACAGGAUUGUAUACAUUGUCAAUCCAGAAAGAGCUGCACACCACCAAGAGGAAUAUUUACUUACGUGAAUUUUAAAAAAUUAGCCAGGCUGUCAGAGGAACCCACAGUGUAACAGUGUAACAAAUGAAUCUGUGACGUAACCUAACUGAGGGAGGGGGGAGGAACUGACCUUGACUUUGACAAACAGUGUUUUGACUUGAAACUGUAGGAUAAAGACACAAAGGGCUAUACACACACACUACACUAUAGUUGGUCAUUUUCUCAGGAAGUGUGGGUUUGCAAUUCUGAACCUACUUAAAUGUGUACUAGAGUUAUACAAAUAAGUAACUCUAUUAUAGACAAGAAAAGGUAAAUUUCCCACUGGCAAACAAAGACAUAAGGAGGAAAAGCUAGAAUAAACUCUGGGAGGCUGGAUUAGAGUUGGAGAUACAGUUUGAGCUCAUGUUUUAUGUGUGUGUGUGUGUGUGUAUAAUUGUGUAUGUACAAAGGCUAGUGCACACACGUUUCCUAGUUGUGUAUACUAAGAGGACCUAGAAGCAAUGGCACACCAGAAACACUGAGCACGUUUAGCUUUCAGAUAUUGGUUUCUAAAUGCUGUUCUCCAAUAAAAGUAACCAAACUUCUUGGAGAAAUGCUUGUGCAAGG
Molecule: messenger RNA, 3432 nt
Organism: Castor canadensis (American beaver)
Lineage: Eukaryota; Metazoa; Chordata; Mammalia; Rodentia; Castoridae
Source: RefSeq, a predicted model, not a curated record